CCUGGAAUCGGAUAAAUCAGAACGCCUCACCGGAGACUUUAGUCGCAUUUUGCUCACCACUCGUGCGCCGUUUUUUCCUCCCCCGGUUUUUCCGUGAGCUCUCAUCCGCCCCCGCAACUCAGGCGAGAUUUUUUCUUCCCUUUUUCACGGGGCUCGAACAUGCUCGCUUCCUCCUAUUUCUACCUCGUACCAUUCCUUUUUUUUGGCUCUACACUACAAACCGAUAAUUCUUAUUUGCACAAGUACGUUCCUCUCAUAAUCGGACUUCACGAGCUCUACGGACCCUCCCGAGUCUGCAUCGUUCUGCCGCUCUCCGUCCACAGUAAGAGUAUUAAGGACACGACUGGAAGUGCCGUCGCUGUCACUUUGACUCGGGAUUUUUCGCGCAGGGGUGUGCAGACUUUUAUUAUCGAUACCGAAGAGAGCUUGAAACGCACGGACAACUACAAUGCCCCAGGAGUUCGUCCCCUGGUCGUCGUGGUGUUGGCAGCUGCGAAGGACGUCGCCGAAUUCGUUGGGAACAAAAGAAAAUUCGAAGUUUUGCAUCCAGUUUGGCUGCUCAUAUUCACCGAGGAAUUCGGCACUUCCAUAUGCGAGCAUUGCAAUAAUCCAACGAAAAAUAUUUUCGGGCUGCGCUUCGAUACCGAAAUGUUGAUUAUUUGCUGCGAAAAUAAAUCGCUCCAAGAGUGGUGGUCGGAUCACAGAAACGGCACGGAAAGAAAUACCAUCGGCGAGUGGUCCAUCGGAGAUGGAUUGACGUCGAUAACGAAUCAGAGUCUCUACGCGAGACGCUCCGAGGUCAACGGCGUCGGAUUCCGCAUCGGCGUUGUCACCAAUUCGGCUUUUUAUCUCGAAGAAGACGGCCGCCCGGGUGGAUUCUUCAACUCCAUUUUGAGGGAGUUGGAGCAGGUUAUGGAUUUCAAAGAGAUGAAAAUAACGAAGAAGGAAGGCUUCGGCAGUUGGGAUUCGGAGGCUCAAAGUUGGUCCGGCGUGAUAGAAUUACUCGACGCGAAUGAGGCCGAUCUCGGUGUCGCGGAGUUCAGCAUGACGACUCAUCGCCUCCAGGUCGUCGAUUUUACGCUGCCUCUGAUGGUCACACCGAUUCAAGUGUACUUCAGAGCUCUCGACAGUUCAGAGGUCGAGUGGUCGGCUCAUUUUAAGGCAUUCGCCCUACAAAUUUGGAUGACGAUCGUCCUCCUCGUGAUAACUUCAUCGAUAUUGGUGGCCGGAAUGAAAAUGAGGACGGGCAGCCAUUCCUUUCCGCACCUCAUUUCCGAGCAUUAUCUUUACGUCUGGGGCAUUUUUUGUCAGCAGGGAUUGGCAGUUUUCCCACCGGAAACUCCCCUCAGAAUCGCCUACUGUUCGAUAUUCAUUUCCGCUUUGGUCGUAUCAGCAGCUUAUUCGGCCGCUUUGAUAAGCUUCAUCACGGUUUCAACGACCAGUUUUCCAUUCACCACAUUAGAAGAGUUCGUAAACGACGGAACUUACGAUCUCGUAGUCCUUAAGAACAGCGCCGAUUGGGAUCUCUUCGACUCCUCGCCCGAUCCUGUCUAUUCCAAAAUGAAAACUCUUCUGAGACCUUGGGAAUCUCUUCCAAACAAUAUGCAAGAAGGCUUCGAACAAAUUUGCGAUGGAAGAACUGCAUUCUACUCGAGUCAGGCGUUGGUGAAAACGGGGAUGAAUCAUCUUCCCUGCAAAAUUUCUCACAUCGAUACCGGAAGCAUCGACAGUUUUGCUCUCAUCCUAAGAAAAGGAAGUGAAUAUACCGGGGUCAUGAAUUACCACAUUCAACGUUUCGAGGACAACGGAAUGUUGAAUCGUCUGAAACGAAAGUAUUUGAUGAAACCUACGGAGCCCGAAGCCACCCACAACGAAGUGACUAUUUGGGGAGUAGCGCCGAUACUUUCGGUCUUGGCAGGUGGAGUGAUCCUUUCCCUCAUUAUUUUGGUAGGCGAAAAAUGUUACUCGACACUUGGAAAAUCCGAGCGAAAAUGGCGGACGUCCAAACCCAAUGGGAUGUCCUCUCCUCGACAACUAACGAUUCGUAGAGGGUUCGAUAAAAAUAAGGAAAAUGCAGCAUUGCAUUUACAGACAUCUUUGAAAUUGCGGUCUCGGUAUUUCAGUCAUUUGCCCAUGGAAUAUCGUCCUUGAAACAUUUCUUUUCUUUUCAGCUAAAUAAAUGUGACUCGCCGAAGA
Molecule: messenger RNA, 2196 nt
Organism: Venturia canescens
Lineage: Eukaryota; Metazoa; Arthropoda; Insecta; Hymenoptera; Ichneumonidae
Product: glutamate receptor ionotropic, kainate 2-like
Exons: 8
Coding region: 160-2151 (663 amino acids)
Cellular component (GO): membrane
Molecular function (GO): ligand-gated monoatomic ion channel activity
Source: RefSeq, a predicted model, not a curated record